This is a messenger RNA of Chilo suppressalis (striped riceborer), 3283 nucleotides long. The record is from the annotation of a GenBank genome assembly. NCBI's taxonomy places the organism in Eukaryota, Metazoa, Arthropoda, Insecta, Lepidoptera, Crambidae.
GUGCAUUCUAUGUACGUGACACGUCCACCCACCCUGUCAGGCUCGCUAGAAUUAGGAUUUUACUGUUUUUUACUUUUCGGUAUUGUUUAAUUGAAAAUGCCGUUAAGACUGGAUAUCAAGAGGAAGUUGACUGCGAGGUCGGAUCGUGUGAAAUGCGUAGACCAGCAUCCGACCGAACCAUGGCUCCUGUGUUCCCUGUACAACGGCGAUGUAAACGUUUGGAAUUACGAGACACAUUCACAGAUCAAAAGAUUUGAGGUAUGCGACAUACCCGUGAGAGCAGCAAAGUUCGUGCCCAGAAAGAACUGGGUUAUCACUGGAUCGGACGACAUGCAGAUUCGCGUGUUCAACUACAACACACUGGAGCGAGUACACUCGUUCGAAGCACAUUCAGAUUACGUCAGAUGCAUAGCUAUACAUCCCACACAACCAUACAUUCUCACAAGCAGCGAUGAUUUGUUGAUAAAAUUGUGGAAUUGGGAUCGAAACUGGGCAUGCCAGCAAGUGUUCGAGGGCCACACUCACUACGUGAUGCAGAUCGUCAUCAACCCUAAAGACAAUAACACAUUCGCGAGCGCCAGUCUUGACACCACCGUUAAGGUUUGGCAACUCGGCUCAUCCAUCUCCAACUUCACACUUGAAGGCCACGAGAAGGGCGUCAACUGCGUGGACUACUACCACGGCGGUGACAAGCCUUACCUCAUCAGUGGUGCCGAUGACCGCCUUGUGAAGAUCUGGGAUUACCAGAACAAGACAUGCGUACAGACAUUAGAAGGUCACGCCCAGAAUGUAUCGGCGGUAUCGUUCCACCCGGAGUUGCCGAUCUUGUUGACGGGCUCCGAGGACGGCACGAUACGCAUCUGGCAUGCGGGAACCUACCGCCUCGAGUCCUCCCUGAAUUAUGGCUUCGAACGGGUCUGGACUAUAUCCUCGAUGCAUGGAUCCAAUAAUGUAGCCAUAGGCUAUGACGAAGGCACCAUAAUGAUAAAGGUAGGCAGGGAUGAGCCAGCAAUAUCGAUGGACGUGAACGGUGGCAAGAUCAUAUGGGCCAAGCAUUCUGAGAUGCAGCAAGUCAACCUGAAGAUGCUACCGGAUGGUACAGAGAUCAAGGAUGGCGAAAGGGUGCCAGUUGUCGCAAAAUACAUGGGUUCCUGUGAGAUUUACCCACAAACGAUAGCUCACAAUGCCAACGGUCGCUUCGUUGUGGUUUGCGGUGACGGUGAAUAUAUAAUUUAUACGGCGAUGGCUCUCAGAAACAAGGCUUUCGGCACAGCCCAAGAGUUCGUUUGGGCAUUAGACAGUUCCGAAUAUGCCACCUUGGAGAAUUCCAGUACAAUCAAAGUGUUCAAGAACUUCAAGGAGAGGAAGAGUUUCAAGCCAGAAUACGGUGCUGAGGGUAUAUUCGGCGGGUUCAUGUUGGGCGUGAAAUCUAUUAGCGGUAUGGCGUUCUCUUUCUACGACUGGGAAAAUCUGGAAUUAAUCAGAAGGAUCGAGAUCCAACCUCGCCACGUAUAUUGGUCGGAGAGUGGCAACCUAGUUUGUUUGGCGGCCGACGAUGCUUACUACGUGCUGAAAUAUAACCCGGCCGUUGUGACCCGCGCCAGGGAGACCAAUACAAACACCACGGAGGACGGAAUUGAGGAUGCCUUCGAGGUGGUAGGCGAGGUGAAUGAGACCGUUAAGACCGGCGUGUGGGUGGGCGACUGCUUCAUUUACACCAACUCUUUGAACCGCAUCACUUACUACGUGGGUGGGGAGAUUGUCACAAUCUCGCAUCUGGACCGCACCAUGUACAUACUGGGAUACGUCGCGAAAGAAAACAGGUUGUACCUGAAUGACAAGGAGUUGAACAUAGUAUCGUACUCGGUGCUGCUGUCCGUACUGGAGUACCAAACAGCAGUGAUGCGCGGUGACUUCGAGACGGCAGACAGAGUACUGCCUACUGUGCCUCACGAUCAUCGCACCAGAGUCGCGUACUUCCUAGAGAAACAGGGCUUCAAGCAACAGGCUCUGGCAGUAUCAACAGAGCCAGAGCACCAGUUUGAGCUAGCGCUUGCACUUGGAGACCUCGCGAGAGCUAAGCAAUUGGCCGAAGAAGCCGCGCUUGCUGAGGGGUCUGAGCCUUCCAGGUCAUGUAGUGCCAGAUGGACCCGCUUGGGUGCCGCGGCGAUGGCGGCCGCUGACACGGAGCUAACGAAGGCAUGCUACCAAGCCUCGCGCGACUACAGCUCCAUACUACUGUUAGCCAUCAGCACAGGCGAUCGGGCGCUACUACAAGAAGUAGCGAAAAUGUCAGAGCAAGACGGCGCAGACAACAUAGCUUUCACAGCGCUGUUUACGCUCAACGAGCUGGACGCUUGCCUUCAGUUGUUGUUGAGAAAGGGCAAGCUGCCAGAGGCGGCGUUCUUCGCCAGAUCAUACAUUCCGUCUAAGAUGUCAGAGGUGGUGAAGUCAUGGCGUCAGGCAGCUUCCGUCACCAACAAGAAGUCGGGUCAGGCCCUCGCAGAUCCGGAUCAGUACGAAAACCUGUUCCCUGGCUACCAGGAAUCAUUAGAACUAGAGAAGUUCCAAAAGGAGAUAGGCUACGAUCAGAGCUGCUCCAUGGAACUGUUCCCUGAAGAUUACCGCGAGUCGAAUGUGGACAGAGACCUCGCCGCUGAGAGAACGAACGCUUUGACGGCACCCACACGGUUACCUUCAAGAGAAAAACCUAAACCAUUGGAGUAUCAAAGCAUUGAAACAAGUCAAAUAGCGAGCAGUACGCCUGCUGAUAAAACCAUCACUCCACCAGAGCCAGAUUCGACCACGGCCGAGCCUGAAUUCGUACGCCACUUGAGCAAAAACUCGCUCGACUUCAUGGAGGAAAUCGAAAGGGAAAUCGAAAGGGAAAUCGAGGACAUAUCCCUGGACGAACCGAUCGACAGCGUCGAUUUGUCGGACGACGGUGACAUGCCAGACAUAAAACUAAAAAACUAAUUUAAUACUUAUUAUACACGUUUAUUAUUUUAAAAUUCAUCUUAAUUGCAAAUCAUGUUAUUUAGAAAAGUGGCUGAUCUAUUUAUAUAUACACAUCAUACAUACAUUCGUGUUAAAAAGUAAAGUAUUAAUGAUUUGAUGAGGUUUUCGUUUUUGUUUCUUCCUGUUGUAUGUACUGCUGGCAUAAUGUACCUACUGCCGAACUUCAAAUGUGGCCGUUGAUAGUUUAUACAAUAAUUAAAUAAAGCUAAUUGUCGUUAUUAAGGAAUGUGAAUAAAUGUAUAAAAUCAUUGUAUGAAAGGCGGUA